AUGCAGCAAAAGAUUGUGAUUAAGGUUUUUAUGCACUGCCCCAAGUGCCGCACCAAAGCUAUGCAAAUUGCUGUCACCAUGCAAGGAGUUGAAUCCGCGGAGCUAACGGGUGAAGAAAAGGAUCACGUAGUGGUCGUCGGAGUCGGAAUAGACUCGGUCGAGCUCACGAGGCAGCUGAGGAAGAAAGUAGCCUAUGCUGAGCUCGUCAGCGUGGGCGAGAACAAGAAAAAGACCGAAAAGCCCGACACAAUCUGUCCGUCGGUUAUUGGUUUUCCUCCGCCACCGCCACCGCCACCGCCACCUUAUUACAGCUACCAUGUUUGUGAAGAAAGGGAUCCUUUUUGCAUCAUCUUGUGA
Messenger RNA from Striga hermonthica, 357 nucleotides. NCBI's taxonomy places the organism in Eukaryota, Viridiplantae, Streptophyta, Magnoliopsida, Lamiales, Orobanchaceae. The record is from the annotation of a GenBank genome assembly.